ACACACACACACACACACACACCGGGUCUCUCGCAUCUAUGUUCUGCACCGGAUUGUCUCGUGACUGAAUGUAGAGUUCAGUGGGUCUGAGAAUCUUCUCGACUUUCCUACACACACUCCUCUACACACACUGCUCUACACACACUCCUCUCAGUGUGUGAUGAUGUCACUACCUGGGCGUGGUCAGGUGUUGCGGGCGCUGUGUGGCCGUGUCCCUGGCGGUGCUGGUUCUGCUCGGCGACGUUUGUUCGGCGCGGUGGAUCACGAGGAGCUGCAGCGCGACUACAAGCUGCUGAUGAAGGCGGAGCUUGAAGACGCUUCACACCGCUGGAGCUUCGACUUUCCCGCUCACAAACCACGGGGAGGUGGAGACUUUGAGUGGGUGGAGCUUUCUGAGGCUCGAGUACCUUUUCUUUACCAUGACUGUAAAAUAGGCUCUCAACAAAAGGGGGCGUGGCCAGGUCUCAAGAAGGAGGAUGUUCCUACAACACCUGAGUCAUGUGACAGAACCCCACACACACUAAAGAGGAAACAGACCAAUAUCACAGAUUUCUAUCAGGCGAAGAGGCGCGUCGUCACCACCAGGAAGUCGGGCCAGUGACCUGAGGAAACACACACCACACACUUUACACACACCACACACUUUACGCACACUACACAUACACACACACACACACACACUACACUCAGGACUGUUGAGGGACUUUGGAUGAAACGCUCAGUGCUGUUCCUGUACACCAGGCAGUAAUAAAUGUGUUGUGUUGUUUUUGUUGUCCUUUAUGAGUGUUUGUAAUUUCUGUUGUUGUUUUUGUUGUUUUUCGGGGGAAAGUGUAAACAUUCAUCAUUUAUUGUGCGUACAUCGUUCAUCACAGUGAGGCUGAACCCCGCAGCUGUGUGUGCUUCAUUUCAGACAUGGUAACCCAAACCCUGAUCUGAAACACACACACAUACACACACUGACAUCACCAGCAGACAUCAUGAGCAUCAGUGUUGUGUCCGUAACUCAUCACUAAAUCAGUGUUUAUGUUAAACUAUUACGUGUCUUACCAUGUAUCAGAGGCUGUGUGUGUGUGUGUAAGUGUGUGUGUGAGAAAGAGAGAGAGCGACUGUGUGUGUAGGUGUGCGUGAGAGAGAGACUGUGUGUGUGUGUGUGAGCAGAUGCAGAGUAUUAAGAUAAUUUAUUUAUUAGAUGAUAUAACAUUAUAUUGUAAUAAAUGUGUAAAAAAUGAAUAAAAAAUAA
This is a messenger RNA of Clarias gariepinus (North African catfish), 1240 nucleotides long. RefSeq names its product cyclin-dependent kinase inhibitor 1A (gene cdkn1a). Lineage: Eukaryota; Metazoa; Chordata; Actinopteri; Siluriformes; Clariidae. The record is from RefSeq and is a predicted model, not a curated record. The coding region runs from base 161 to 601 and encodes 146 amino acids. Gene Ontology annotation, molecular function: cyclin-dependent protein serine/threonine kinase inhibitor activity. The transcript is spliced from 3 exons. Gene Ontology annotation, biological process: signal transduction by p53 class mediator; regulation of mitotic cell cycle. Gene Ontology annotation, cellular component: nucleus.